GAGGGCCACCGCCAGCUCCCCUCCGAGACCCAGAGAGAAGAGGCCCCGGGCAGCCCGGUGGGAAUAGUGGAGUGAACUGGAUUGAACUCCAUGAAGUAUGAUUCUAAGGGAUAGCUGGUUUUGCGCUCACUGGGCAUGGCAGACCACAAGAAGAUGCUUGGUUGUACUUGCUGUCUUGUUAUUACAUACGUCUAGUCUGGAAGGCAGAAAAUCGCAUCAGUUUGUCUGGAAGACAGGUCAUUGGGGACGUUGCAUAGGUGACUGUGGUUCAGGUGGUGUUCAGAGUCGGGUGGUCUGGUGUGUUCAUUCAGAAGGCUGGACAACUCACCAUUCAAACUGUGAACAGACUGACAGACCAGAAAGCCAGAGAAGCUGCUUUAAGAUAUGUGACUGGCAUCUUGAACUCUUUGAGUGGGACGUUUCAGAAUGGCACAUGUGUGUUCUAGUUCCUUUUGUCCAUGGUGAAAUGAAGCCAAGGACUUCAGAGUGUGUAACCGCACAGCACGGAUUACAGCACCGGCAUGUACAGUGUAUACAAAAGUUGAAUAGAACAGUAGUUGCAAGUGACAUCUGUGAAUAUUUUAGUCCCCAGCCACCCAUGGAACAAGCUUGUCUAAUACCUUGUCCACGGGAUUGUGUAGUAUCAGAAUUCUCCUCCUGGUCUGUAUGUAGUGGACAUUGUGGAAAGAGUUUACAGUACAGAACCCGUUCUGUUAUAGCUCCUCCACUCUAUGGUGGAACAAAAUGUCCAAAUCUUACUGAAUCAAGGAUUUGUGAUGCUUCCAUCUCUUGCUCUCAUGGGGAAGAAGAAUAUACCUAUAGCCUCAAAGUUGGACCAUGGAGUAAAUGUCGGCUGCUUCACCUUAAGGAAAUGAAUAUGAUUGGGAGAACUAUGUUGGAUUUCAGUUCAGAUUCUACAGAGCGGAGCAGUUUCAAACUUCAGGUAGUUGAGGAUCUGCAACAUUUUCACAGAUAUAGGUCCCAUUACAGUUCUAAGCCCUUGGAUAUAGAAAUUGGAUAUCAAACGAGGCAGGUGAGGUGUACAAGAAGUGAUGGGAAAAAUGCAAUGCUGAGCUUGUGUGUGCAAGAAACCAUGCCCUUGACCUUUCAGUCCUGUGUUAUGCCUAAAGACUGUGAGAUGUCAGAUUGGUCUUCGUGGAGCUCCUGCUCAAAGACUUGCCACUCAGAGGACCUCUCACCAGGAUUCCGAAGCAGAACUCGGAGUAUAAAACAUAUUGCCGUUGGAGGUGGUCGAGAAUGUCCUGAAACAGAAGAAAGAGAGGCUUGUAACACCCAUGCUGGAGGAGAACAUCUUCAUCCUUGCCCAAGAUACUUAUGGAAAACCUCUGAAUGGAGGGAUUGUGAUGUUACUCUUCUGCUAGAACAGCAGGACCCGCGACAUGAUAAACAGGCAGCCCUUUGUGGAGGUGGGAUACAGGUUCGAGAAGUUUACUGUUCUCAGACCUCAUUGGAUGAAACACACAAACUAAAGGAAGUGACUAGACCUGUUGAAAAAAAGCAAUGUCUUGCUCCUGCUCCCCCGGCUUCUCAACUCUGCAGUAUUCCUUGCCCUCCUGAAUGCCUGGUUUCUUCCUGGUUGCCAUGGGGCCCUUGCAUUCAUGAAAACUGCCAAGACAUUCAAGGGAGAAAAGGUUUCAAAAUGAGGCACAGACACAUUAUUGUGGAACCAAUAGGUACUUCUGACAACUGUCCACACUUGAUAGAAUCUAUUCCAUGUGACAAUCCAGGAUGUUAUGAAUGGAUUAUUUCAGAAGGAUUCUGUUUACCCUAUAAUGGAAUAUGUGGGCCAGGAAGUCGUGUUGUACAUGCUCAGUGCAAGAACAACAAAGGUGAGGAUGUAUCAGAUGAUUUUUGUGCUGAUAGUCCUUCACCUUCCAGAACAGCGACUUGUGAAGUACCAUGUGCAAUGGACUGUGUUCUGACUGAAUGGUCACAGUGGUCAUCUUGUUCCCACUCAUGCUCCAGUAAAAAUGCAGAAGGGAGACAAAGCAGAACAAGAUCUAUACUGGCCUUACCAGGAGAAGGUGGAAAAUCAUGUCCUCCUGCUCGUGCGCUACAAGAAUAUCGCCUGUGUAAUGAUCACUCUUGCAACUUGGUCUACUGGGAAACAUCCACAUGGAGCCCCUGUUCAGAAAAUAUCUUGAUAACAGCUCUGAAUGCUACAAUGAAAUGGAAUGGCGAGGCAACCUGCGGAGUGGGUAUGCAGAUGAGGAAAGUCUUGUGUGUGAAGAACAAUUCUGGCCAGAUCCCAGCCAAAAGGUGCCCAGAAUCCAUCAGACCAGAAACAGUUCGCCCAUGUCUGCUUCCAUGCAAAAAGGAUUGUGUAGUAACCCCUUUCAGCGAGUGGACACACUGCCCUACUACCUGCCAGCUGGGUAAUGGUACAACAACAAAACAGUCCCGCUAUAGGAUUAUAAUUCAAGAAGCUGUUAAUGGAGGACAGGAAUGUCCAGACACCUUGUUUGAAGAAAGAGAAUGUGAAGACGUCCAUCUUUGUCCUAUGUAUAGCUGGAAAGUCCACAAGUGGAGUCAAUGUGUACUGGUGCCAGAUUCUAUAAGACAAGGUAUCUUGGGUGUCAAUGAAGCAUGUGGUCAUGGUUUGCAGUCAAGAGUUGUUACAUGCCUCUUGGAAAGUAACCAUUCAGUUGAUGUGAGUGAAUGCUUGAAGUGGGCAGAGCCUGUGCCUUCCCUUGUCCAGGACUGCCUGAUUCCUUGCAAAGAUGACUGCACAUUCACCCCUUGGUCUAAAUUUACAGCAUGUGCUUCAGACUGUGAAUCAACUCGAAUCAGAAGACGAACCCUUACAGGAAGAAGCAGAAAGCGAGACAAGUGUCAGAAUACAGAAGUAUAUCCUCAAGUUGAAACUGAACCCUGCCCCUGCACAGUCUUUACCACCCGGCCCCAUGGAAAUUGGUCAGAAUGCAUCAUUGCUGUAGGAAAAAUGGAACUACAGUUAGAACGGAGAUUUCACGGACAUGCCAAAGAGUGCGGAGAAGGUGUCCGCUUCCAAGCCCUUGCCUGCUAUGAUAAGACCGGCAGACUUGUGGAACCGUCCCUCUGCAACCAUUCAGGCUACAUUGAACAGCCUUGUAUGGUACCUUGCCCAUUUGAUUGCAAGUUAAGUGACUGGUCCAGUUGGGCACCUUGCAGUUCAUCUUGUGGAACAGGAGUGAAAAUUCGAUCCAGGUGGCUGAAGGAAAAGCCUUACAAUGGAGGACGUCCUUGCCCCAAACUUGAUCCUAAGAAUCAGGUGUAUGAGGCAGUUCCAUGUUAUAGUGAAUGCAGUCGGUAUUCCUGGAAAGUAGAACCAUGGUCUCCAUGUGAAAUCAACAGUGAGCAAAACUCUCUUCACUGUGGAGGUGGAAUACAAACUAGGAAAAUCAGAUGUGUAAACACCACUGAAGAGGGUGAUGAAGAGACUAUAGCCAACAUGCUAUGUAAUCAGUUUGAAAUUCCUGUUGAAACACAAAAAUGUAUCCUCUAUUGUCCUGGUGAGUGUGCUGUGUCUUCAUGGAGUCACUGGAGCCAAUGUUCACAGCCAUGUGACCCCAACAUCAUGCAAACACGGACUCGGCAUGUGUUGCGAUCUCCUUUAAAAUCCAAGACCUGCCCUGAAAGUUCACAAAUGCGACCUUGUGUUCUGAACCAAAAUUGCUUUCAUUAUCACUACAAUUUAACAGACUGGAGCACAUGCCAAUUAAAUGAAAAUGCAACUUGUGGACAAGGAAUUAGGAAUCGUCUUCUGAGCUGUGUACGUAGUGAUGGGAAAGCUGUGAAUAAGAACUAUUGUGAGCAGCUAAAUUUGGAGAAACCCGAAAAAGUUAUUAUUGACUGCCAUGUAGAAUGUGUAGUAAACUGCCAACUUUCUGAGUGGUCAGCCUGGUCAGAAUGUUCUCACACAUGUGGCUUUGCAGGUCAGAUGCUACGUACCAGAUCUAUAAUUAUGCCAGUACAGGGAGAAGGAAGACCCUGUCCAGCUGAGCUCACCCAGUACCGAAGCUGUGUCAUAAAACCCUGCUACAGCUGGAUCCUUGGAGAAUGGUCACCAUGCAAAGUCGAGGGUGGACAGUGUGGUGAUGGCAUCCACGUACGGAACCUCACAUGCAUGGUACAUGAUGGAUCUUUAUCAGCAUCAUCUAAACAAGUAGAAAGCACAUUCUGUGGAGAGCUUCCUUCUAAAGAUGGUGCCCUGAAACUCCCAUGUUCUGUGCCUUGCCCAGGUGAUUGUCAUUUAACAGACUGGUCAGAGUGGAGUUCCUGUGAAUUGACAUGCAUAGAUGGUCGAAGUUUUGAAACUAUGGGUCGUCAGUCUCGGUCAAGAACAUUUAUAAUUCAGUCUUUUGAAAACCAAGACAGCUGCCCUGAACAAGAGGUGGCGACUCGGCCUUGCUCCGGUGGGAAAUGUUAUAAUUAUGUAUGGAAAACAAGUCUUUGGCAAGAUAAUGAACGCACAGCAUGGUGCCAGCGAUCAGAUGGGGUGAAUGUCACAGGAGGCUGUUCUAUUCAGAUGCAGCCAGCCACAACCAGGCAUUGUAACCCAGCCUGUAGGAAGCCCUUCUCUUACUGCACACAGACUGGUGUCUGUGGCUGUGAGAGAGGCUAUACAGAAAUAAUGAGAUCAAAUGGUUUCCUGGAUUACUGCAUGAAGAUACCUGGUCUAGAAGAUAAGAAAGCUGAUGUUAAAACGAAUGCAGCAAAACAUAAACCUGUCAACUCAAAAAUGCAUGACAUUUUCAAAGGAUGGUCAAUUCAGCCUUUUAACCAAGAUGGAAGACUAAAAAUCUGGGUCUAUGCAGUAUCAGCUGGUGGCUUUCUCAUUCUAGUUUCCAUGAUUUUCACCUCAUAUCUUCUUUGUAAAAAGCCAAAACAGCAACAACCUGUUCCUCCACAACAGAAGUGUCUGACUUUAGCCUAUGAUGGAGAUGUUGAUAUGUAACCUAGAAAGAAAAUCCAAAUGUAGACAUCAGCUGCCUUAACUGCUUCUCUCUGCUCCUUAAAAAAGGAAUGAAAUGUCUCCGUUUGACUAUUGUUUUGAUCUUUCUUUUUGGAAAAAAUUCACAACAUCUGAUACAAGCAGGUAGAAUACAAUUAGCAAACUUCAUUUUGCCUCUUAGUUUAUCUAAAAGACAACAUUAAAGGACCUUCUGUGUCUCUGAGACCCUUUACCCAAAUAGAACUGCAGAAAUGCAUCACGUCCGGUUUAUCAACGGGAAUAAGAAGAAACACGUAAUUCUACUGAUUUUUACCUUCAAAAGCAUGACAAUCCUGUGGAAAAAAGGUGACAUUUUCUUUGAAGAACAGGUUGGACACUACAUUCUUAUGCACUAUAUUAGUGCAGUCUUCUUUAUUCUUCACCACCUUCAACAAUAAGUUUUCUAGUGUUUACCUUUCAUUUGGAACUAGUAAAGCUGAUUCAUAUGUUCUCCAAAAAUAUCUGGAUUUGCCUUGGUUUUCAAAAUUACUAGGUUUCUUAGAUGAGACUCUGAUUUCUAUUCCUUUGGAGGAGCUGGGUAAUAGACAUUAUCGAAAAUUUUAGGAUAAUAAGAUCCAGAUGGCUUUCUAACGGUGCAGGGUUUUGUUUUGUUUUUAAGUACAAGGUGGACAAAAAUUUUUGAUGAAUAAGGAAAUGAUGAGUGCUCAAAGAUAUAUUUUAAAUUAGUAUUAAGCCAUUUAGAUACAUUUUUAACCAUUGAAAACUGUAAUUAUGUUUCUUUAAUAUGAAUUCUGCUUUUGUAAUUUAAAUUUUAUUAUCUGGAAUAUUUGUAAAUUCUUUUUUUAAGGUUUAUUCUCUGACCUUAUUUAUUAUACAUUCAACAUACACAUACAAACUGUUUGUAGAAGGUCUUGCUUUUUAAAAAAGUUUCCAAGUCUACAUUCUGAACAUCUCGAAGAAGAUUAGUGUUUGUAAUAGUAUGUGUUGCAAGUAAGAAAGUGCCAUCUUGUGGUAUUGACAUGUAUUUAUACACAAAUAAAAAGCUAAAGAG
Molecule: messenger RNA, 6005 nt
Organism: Sceloporus undulatus (fence lizard)
Lineage: Eukaryota; Metazoa; Chordata; Lepidosauria; Squamata; Phrynosomatidae
Gene: THSD7B
Product: thrombospondin type 1 domain containing 7B
Exons: 28
Coding region: 98-4957 (1619 amino acids)
Biological process (GO): actin cytoskeleton organization
Cellular component (GO): plasma membrane
Source: RefSeq, a predicted model, not a curated record